This is a messenger RNA of Linepithema humile (Argentine ant), 3392 nucleotides long. RefSeq names its product Suppressor of Triplolethal (gene Su(Tpl)). NCBI's taxonomy places the organism in Eukaryota, Metazoa, Arthropoda, Insecta, Hymenoptera, Formicidae. Gene Ontology annotation, biological process: transcription elongation by RNA polymerase II; positive regulation of transcription elongation by RNA polymerase II; snRNA transcription by RNA polymerase II. Gene Ontology annotation, molecular function: cis-regulatory region sequence-specific DNA binding. Gene Ontology annotation, cellular component: transcription elongation factor complex. The record is from RefSeq and is a predicted model, not a curated record.
CCGUCAUCGCGCGAGGACGGCAAGAUCACCCUUGGUUCAACUGUUGGGUAUCCGUUUCGCGCAACGCGAUUGGUUAACAGCUCUUCCGCAAGCCCCGCCUACCUAGGUGGCUGUUCGAAAGUGUGUAGUAGUGUUUUCUUACGCCGAAACGACGGGCGCUGUUCUCCUCUCACGGUGUUCAAUCGCAGGAAAAAUUCGAAAUGGGUCGUGUCAGUGCGCUAAUAUACGACGGCUGAGAAGGAGUCGAGUAAGUCGAAAAUCGUGAUCGUGUUCGAGGAUGCUACACGGGGUGCUGCUGCCACGCUGUGAUACCGUGUCCGGGGGGGUCCUUAGCUCCCGAGUCUGGUGUGUCGGAGGUUGAGGAAGAAAGAGAAAGAGAGAGAGGAAGAGAAAGAACGGAGAUCGUGCACGAGAGGUGGCGACUGCAGUGGCAGUGGCAGCAGAGGUGGUGCGAGCGUGGUGAGAAGGAAAAACACGUUUCGCGAGGGAACGUCUCGUCUCACGUCGAGAGUUCCGGCUGAAGAUAUCGGUGUUCGUCGGUGCCGUCCGGCGGUGUUCGUUCCGCGCGCCGUACGGCGCGAACUUCGCGCCCCGCGAAACUUGUCCGAUCGACGACAGUGAAAAGGAAAGAAAGGAACAAAAGAUAAAGCAGAAAACGGUGAGUGCGAAGAGAGAAGUGCGAGUUGUCGUCGUGCUUCGCUUUACGGGCUGAGCUCGGCUUUAGCAGCCGAGCGAACGAACGAACGAGCGAGGCAACGGAGGACGUCAGCUGUGUGUGCUGCGCCAAGGGGACGUGACUCGUGCGCGAGUGGAAGCAGGAUAAGGCGAGCGAGCAAGCGGGACAGUGAGAAGCCGCGCACACGGCCGAUAUGGGAGACGGAGAAAUGGCGCUGGUGCCAGGUGUCCAGUAUGGUUUAUCAUCGCACAGCUAUCUCGGCGAGCACAAGGCCAUGAUCUUCACGAAGCUCACCGACUCAGCGUCCCGUUCCAUCCACGAAUACAUCAAGAUCCGGCAUAAGCUCAAUCAGGGACCCACUAUACAGUUCCUAGGAAAUGAAGGGCAACUCAACAUUCCAUCCAGCCAUGGAUUGGCCGAAUUCAACUUCAGCCUCUUCAGCAACCAGGACAUCGAGGGUCCUCAAAAUGGCUUCGAGUGCGUUCAACAAGUCGCCCAUAAAAACCUCAAUAACCUCGGCAACCUGUCAUACAAAAUGCGGAUACAGGCAAACGACGACGUUUACGAGACCACCAGGCACAGAAUGGCGGUCGCCGAGGAGAAUAACAAGAACAAAUGCACGAGGGUGAUCAAGGCAAACGGUCCAGACAUCGGACGCAAGGUGAAAGUGAAAGGAACCGGAAGGAUAAUACCACCUCCGUAUGCGAAGCAUCGGGAAUCUACGACGACCAUUCCAACUUCCGGCAGUAGUCAGUCCAAAGCAUCAACCAACAAGCCGGCCGCUAGUAAUAGUAGUAGUAACCAUCCAGCGACGACUCGCAGUCCGGAGAAAAAGAUCUCCGACCUAAUGCGCAGGCCGCUUAAGGAAAGGCUUAUUCACCUCCUUGCUUUGAGGCCCUACAAGAAACCCGAGAUUUACGAUCGCAUUACAAGAGAGGGUAUAAGAGACCGUGAGCGAUCGAUCAUAAUGACGGUCUUGAAGCAAGUGGCGACCGUGCGCGACAACACGUACGAACUGCAGAGGCACAUCUGGAACGAUGUGCAAGAGGAUUGGCCUUUCUACACUGAUCAGGAGAAGGCGAUUCUGAAAAGGCGGAAACCUCAGAAUCUUACGCCACCAGCGAGUGACGGUGGUUCCAGCGGCAGCGGGCAUUCGCCGAACUCCAUCCACGCGGGCUCGCCGCCGGCAAUCACGGCGCCACCAGCCAGCCUGCAGGGCAACAAGAGACCGGGAUACUACCAGGGUAACGAUGGGCUGCCGACGAAGAAACCACGGAUAUCACAUUACAGGAGACCCGAGCCCAUCUCCUUCAUUUCCAGCAGUAGUGCUCCCGAAAGGGCGUCCAGCGGCAGCAGUUAUAACAAUAAUAAUAGCAGUGGUGUUAGUGCAACAGCCAUCGGUGGUGAUCGUACCGCCGGUAGUAAUAGUGCUUGUGGUGCCAAUAGUAAUAGUGCUGGUAACAGAAGUGACGGUUUCGUUGAGGCCUGGGAGUCGAGACAGCAAACGCAGCGCGAGCGCAACAGCCGCGUUGAUUACCGAGCUGAAAGGAUAGCGAACAGUGAUGUGCUGCGAGAUACUGGCAACAGCUACGGCGCCGUGGCGUCCGCCGUCGCUGCGAUUUCAGACGGUUCCUCCAAUCGACCAUCGUGCCUGACGUCGUCGCCCAGUGACAGUGCGAGAAGCAACCAUCACCAGAUGGCCGGGCACGGACGCGACAGCGGUACCACGACGGUAUCCAGCGGAAACGCCGCCGAGGGCAGUUCGAACGAAGUGAACAUUGACAGGAGAGACAAGAGUGACAGGAGUCGAGGUGCGAGGGAAGAAAGGAACAGGGAGAGAGAGUCCAGAAAUAGGAGUACUGCCGCAACGCUUGGUACUAACUUCCACAACGAAGCUUCCAGCAGCGGUGCUCCUACUUACAAUGCCAAUUCUACCAAUAAUGCCAAUGCCGCCGUUGCCGCCGUCGCUGCCGCCGCCGCCGCCGCCGCAGGCUCGCUGUUCGAGAGACCGGCCAACCUCAGGGAGUAUCCCGAUUACCUCACGGAUUACGUAACAGUAAGCAGCGUGGAGCAAAAAAGGCGUUACAAAGAAGAUUUCUGUGCCAACUACGAUGAGUACCGCAAAUUGCACGCUAAAAUGGUCGUAGUCGGGCAACAUUUCACGAAUUUGUACAACUCGAUGCAAGGGCAAAAGGAUCUGGGCAAUACGGCCAGAGCGCAGGUGUACAAGGAACAGAUACUCCGUGACUAUAAUGCGUGCAAAAAUGAUCCAAGGCAUUUGCAGAUGAAGACACGGUUCGAUUACCUGCAUGACAAGCUGAGCCAUAUAAAGCGACUGAUCCUAGAAUACGAAACCGCAAUGUCCAACAACCGCGUAGUUAACGCCACCAGUAAUACCAACACCAGAAACAUUGGGGAUGUCAAUAGUCGGCACUACUGACACAAACUGAAAAGGCCGUCUCUUGUUCCCCGCCUCUUCCUCUUCGUUGUCGGUACGCUACUGUCAACGCUGUCGCAGAAUUUGCAUUUUCUCGGCAAGUUCCAAGGCUGAUCUUUCACGGUCCACAUGGUUCCUGGGUUCUAUCGCCGAAAAAGUCAAGUGACUCGAUUCGGAUUUAUCUCUUGUACGAUAUUUAGAUUUACAUUAUAACAUCAUGAAAAAAAAAUAUAUAUAUAUCGUACAUAUAUAGUAAUAUAUCGUACAUGAGAUACUCUU